AUGCAUAAAUCGGGAAAAAGAAGUGCAGCUUUACUUUUCAAAGAAUUAACGUCUAGUCCUAACCGAGCUUUAAAAAUGCGAAAAUCAUUAAAAAAUACUAAUAUAAUAUCUCUUCCAAUACCUUACUCUCCCAACGAAGCUAUGGCAUUUAUCAUGGAUAAUAAUUUAACAAAAAAACAGUACACAAACAUUCGAAUCGGUUCUAAAGCUCGAAAUUCAAACAUUUAUCCGUCAUAUGACAAAGUGCUUAUAGCAAAAAAACAAUGUUACCCAAAUUAUGUCAUUAUAACUGAAUGUAGUGCCGAAAUACCACUUCAAGAUUUAUUAAAUCACACUGCCCAACGUAUUCUGCAAAUUCCUAGUGUUCAAAGUAUGAAUAUUAAAAUAGAAAAGUGUGAAUUACUCUCUAAAUGGGGGUGUGAUGGAAGCAAUGGCCAAUCACAGUACAGAAUAAAUUUUGAUUCAUCUACUAAACAAUCGGUGACAGAUAGCGAUAUGUUUAUGUUUUCUUUUGUACCAUUGCAAAUGAGUUGCACGAUUGAUGACAACAAAUUUAUUAUUUGGAAACUUCUUCAACAAGAUUCUGCAGACCUAUUAAAUUUUUAUUAA
Molecule: messenger RNA, 609 nt
Organism: Macrosiphum euphorbiae (potato aphid)
Lineage: Eukaryota; Metazoa; Arthropoda; Insecta; Hemiptera; Aphididae
Source: the annotation of a GenBank genome assembly